This is a messenger RNA of Rubroshorea leprosula, 658 nucleotides long. Lineage: Eukaryota; Viridiplantae; Streptophyta; Magnoliopsida; Malvales; Dipterocarpaceae. The record is from the annotation of a GenBank genome assembly.
CAGCAACAGUGCGCCACAAGGGUUUCCUCUUCCCCUGUCUUCCCCUCCCCUCCAACUGACCUCCGCUUCUGCUUCAAGCCCUAGCUCUCCUCUUCGCCGCCGACAAUGAAGCUCGUCAGGUUCUUGAUGAAGUUGAACAACGAGACCGUGUCUAUUGAGCUCAAGAACGGAACCGUUGUUCACGGCACCAUCACAGGUGUGGAUGUAAGCAUGAACACGCAUCUGAAAACAGUGAAACUGACAUUGAAGGGCAAAAAUCCAGUGAGUUUGGAUCACCUCAGUGUGAGGGGUAACAAUAUUCGCUAUUAUAUUCUGCCUGACAGCUUGAAUCUUGAGACAUUGCUGGUUGAAGAGACACCUAGGGUGAAACCCAAGAAGCCAACUGCUGGAAAGCCAUUGGGACGGGGUCGGGGACGCGGACGUGGCCGUGGACGUGGAAGAGGCCGUUAGAUGUAUUGCACUGCUUCCUAAUUUUUGUAAGACCAGGAUAUAUAAACACCGUUGUUGUAGUAGGGAGUCUCUGUUAAUCUUUGGAACCUUGAAAGAGUGGCACUGCUAUUCGUACUUCACGAUUUGCCUUGUGAGGCAUAAUCUUGAUCAUGAAUCAGAUUUUUCAACUAUCUGUUUGCUAUCUAUUUUUCCGGUAUGUUUUAUCUUU